This is a messenger RNA of Meloidogyne enterolobii, 498 nucleotides long. NCBI's taxonomy places the organism in Eukaryota, Metazoa, Nematoda, Chromadorea, Rhabditida, Meloidogynidae. The record is from the annotation of a GenBank genome assembly.
AUGGCUGCAACAAUUGGAGUAGAUUUCCGCAUUCGCACAAUUACUAUUGACGAUAAACUCGUUAAAUUAGCAAUUUGGGAUACUGCUGGACAGGAACGCUUUCGGACAUUGACUCCGAGCUAUUAUAGAGGAGGUCAGGGUAUUAUUUUGGUUUAUGACGUGUCUAGCCGAGCGUCUUUUGAAAGUCUCGAACAUUGGCUAUUAGAAGUUGACACUUAUUGCACACGGGCAGAUGCUAUUAAAAUGCUUGUUGGAAAUAAAAUUGACGAGGAUGUUCGUGUUGUAACCAGAGAUGAAGGUGCUCAAUUUGCUCGUCGGCACAGAAUGCUGUUUAUUGAGGCAAGUGCUAAGACUCGGGAGGGUGUCCAAUGUGCUUUUGAAGAGCUUGUUCAAAAGAUUCUUCAAUCACCUGGACUUUGGGAAUCUAAUUUGGCAAUGCGGAGGCGACUUCAAUUGAAAAAUGGGGAUUACGAGUCGAGCGGUUGGUGUGGGUGCUAG